CGUCGACGUCGACGGCUCAUUCGCGUUUCAACCUUUGCGCGACUCUCACGCAACGUCAGAGCGGAGUUAGCAUCAACGGGAUUUGAAGUAAAUCACGAAACAAAAAUUUCAUAUAAACACGAGUAAAGUAAACGCUGUCGCUGCGCCUCCUCCUUCGCCACUCGUUUAAAUUUGUAUAUCGCAGUGGCUGAUAAGCAAAACGAAAAUACGAACACACGCAAAAUAAAAAAAAAAGAAGCACAGCAGCGCCUCCUCAGCCGAAAGCCAUGGCAAGACAAGGCAAAACAAUGGCAAUAACGGUCGAGUAAUUAACAAAAAUGCGCGUCGAGCGACAACUGAAUGAAGAAAAAGUAAGAGAAAUAAAAAUAGCUAAGCAAACUGAAGUGAAGUGAACUGAAAAUUGUGUGUGUGAGCGAGAAUUCCAUUGAGUAGUGAACUUGGAAGCGUGAAGCUGAGGCGCCUCCGGCUGGUUCCCAGGCAGGUCGCACUCGACUUUUAUAUGCAACAUCCACUUGCAUAAGAUCGGUAUCAGUGUGUGUGCGUAAAUCCCUCUUCGCGUGUGUGUGUGUGUGUGUGUGUGCGGAAAUGGCUUAGCGCGUUGGCAAAAAUGUUGUGAUUAAAAGUGAACGUUACGUUUGUGUGUCAAGAGGGGGUCAACGUCAAACUAGCGUGCCUCAAACGAACAAGCGAACGAAAGCGCGAAAUUCGCCAAAUACCUAAAGCCAGUAACAGCAAUCACAACCACAGCAAACAGCAACAGCCAGCAACGACAGCAACGAUGACAGUCGACGCAACAUCAGCGGCAACAGCAGUUGCAACAUCGCUUGCAGCGGAAGUAGCAGCAACCACAACAAACAGCAGUAGCAACAACAUCAACAACAGCGACAGCAGCACGGAGAACAGUCCUGUCCAUCAGCUCAACAGUAGCGUGGACAGUGGCAUCGCAGUCCUCGACACGGAGAUGGAGGCACAAAGCCUCAAGCUGCGUCAGCGGUUGCAGCAAUGUCAGCGCAUUCUUCAGGUGCUGCAGCGGGAUCACACUACGUAUCAGCUGCUGCGCGAUAGAUUAAGCAAAAUAGUCGAUAAAAAGAAGGAGAAGAAGGAGAAUGGCGAGGAGCUGCAAAGCUGCAAUGUCUGCGGUGCGGACCUCGAUACAAGCAGUGCCAAAAACUAUGUCACGUGUUGCACAUGUGGCAAAUUCGUGUGCCGUGGCAUCAAGUGCGCCGACUGGCGGCCAAAGGAUGCCCAAUGGGAGUGCGAGCUGUGCCACAGCUCGAAGCAAUCGCUGGCCCACACCUCCUCGUGGGUUGCCGAGCAAAUGUGCUUCAAUCAGCAAAAGUUCGUCUAUCCCCUGCGGGCACGCAGCGAAGUCUACAUACCCAUCACAGACAGCUCAAUGCAGUUUGAGAGCGUCAGUCAAGCGGGAGCGAAUAGUAUGACCAACAUGACUGGCGAGGAACGCAACAGGAUACGUGAAUAUGUCGAGGAAAUUGUUGCCGAAAUGCUUGGCAGUAAUCUGGAUCACAUCAAAGUCGGUCAAUUGUCUAAGAGCGAGAACUACAUGCAGCUGUUUGAUAGAUACCAUGCGAAACUGAGCAACCUGCUUAUCAAUGUGGAGAACGCUUUGUGCGCUCGUGCGCUCAAAGGAGAUUUGCCCGCCAUUGUCAACGGCAACAGCAACAAUAACAACAAUAAUAACAACACCAACAGCAGCAACAACAACAGUGGCAACAACAAUGAGCUGUCGGACAUUUCGCAGACGCGACUGCGCAAUCUUAUUGAGAGCAUCAUUGCGGAGACGCUGCGCACUGGGGCAAACACCUUGGGUCCCAGCGCAGCUGUUUCGGAGAUAAGUCUGGACACCCGCUCGACUGGGCAGCUCAGCAAUGGCAACAAGCGGCGCCAUCGCACCGAGCACUAUUUCGAGCCAAAGAUCUAUCAGGAUCUGUUGGCCACAGCGGUGCUCAAUAAGAUUGCGGAUAAGGAAGGCAAUGCCAGACUUAUAUCGGAGAGCACACCGGACCUGAGUGGUCACAACAUUGAUGAGAAUUACAAUGCCGAAGCGUUGAGCACUACGUCCGGUAGCUCCAUAGAACCGCGCAGCGACUGCAGCCUAACCGACAAUGAACUGCUACUCAAUGCUGGCAAAACCGAAUCGCAUGCUGGUUUGAAAGCUGAUUUAGAACGCGAAUCGGUUUUGAGUGACUAUAUUGCUGCUCACAUGGUGCCGCUGCCUGACUUCUCAGCGUCUGUUACCGAAUCAGAAGAUGAUAUUACCUCCAUGUCAUCGAGUAUGGUCGGUGAUGCCACCUGGGAAGACAACUGGCUAUUCAAAAAGAAGCGCAGCACCUUGCAAAGUUCGGCAACACCGAGCAGCAUUGGAAUGCUGGUGCCGGCACCCAAGGAGAAUGUGCGUGCCCAGAUUGGCGAUAGAACCGCCGAUGAGGUUAGCGAUCUGUCCGAGAUAGGCUCAGAUGCCGAAGAGUCAUCUCUGGAUUUAUUGCGAUGCAAUGAUUUAAACGAUCGACUGUUGAGCAAGCAUCUGAUUGGCGGCCAAAACACAAAGCUAGUGCUGGAUGAGCUAGUGGAUCGCACGAGCUUAACCUCAAACACUUUGCCAGAAGAGCACGAACCAGCCAUUACUGAGACCACAAAUACAUUUGUCACACAGCCCUCGACAAUUUCAGUGCCAAAAGAACAAAUGGCUCCACCGCCACCAAUGAGUUUUCAAGAUGACCAGGAAAACGAAGAUCCUGCCCAAACUCUAAUAGCAGCCAGCUUACACGAAACAGAUGAUCUUGCCGAUCUCGAGGGUUGUACGGGCUUUGGGGACGUUGAAUAUUUUGAUGAUAAUCAAGAAGUUGAAAAUACACCAUCUGUCAUCGAAAUAUUAGCUGCCAUGGCGCUGGGACCCAUGCUAGCAGUUCCAGCAUCUGAGCAGCCCCCGAUUAUGACGGCCACCGAAAUUCAUACACUCAAGGAAUUAAGCGAUUUAGCUCUAGCUGAAAUUAACGCGCGCACAAUGGACCUAACUCACCAUUCACUGGAUAUCAUCGAAGAGGAGUAUGCGGAUGCACAACCUGUACAAAUUUUAACUCCACAUGAUGAAGCUUCAAACCCCUUUGUUGCUGCCGUUGAAUGCGCAGAGUUAGCAGAAAAAGUUCCCGAAGAUACGGCGGUAAUAAAUGCACAAGCAAUCGAGAUUUCGGAAAUUAUGCUCACUCCAGAUGAAACACCUGUAGCACCUCUUACAAUUGUUGCUUUUGCGGAUAUUUUACCCACGCCACUGCUUUCUCCUACGGAAUUUUCUGCACCAGAACAAACAGAUUUAACAUCAGUUCUAGACACGACAGCAUUCAUCUGUCCAUCAACGGAGGUUCUUCCUACACCUAUAACAGAAAUCUCUACACCGGUAAUAGAAAACGUUUCAGUAGUGGAGAAUCCCUCACCAACAUUAGAAAUUCCUGCACAUGCAUUAGAAGAGGUGGCUGCCAAAGAGAUUUCAGCUCCAUCAAUAGAGGAGAUUACUGUGGCGGAAAUUCCCGCGCCACCAAAAGAGGUGGCUAUGUCUGCAACAGAAACACCUGCACCAAAAGAAGAAGAGCUUGCUACAACUGAGAUUCCUACUUCUGUUAUUGAAGAAGCUCCUGCAUUAAAAAUUCCUGCACCACCAGAGGAGAUUGCAGUGGCAGAAAUUCCUGCACCUGUAAUAGAUAACGUUACUGCAGCAGAAAUUGAGGAGGUUGCGGUGCCGGAAAUUCCUGCCCAGGUAAUAGAAGAGGUUGCCGCAACAGAGAUACCUGCACCUAUAAUUGAAGAAGUUGCUGCACUAGAAGUCCCUGUACCACCAGAGGAGAUUUCUACACCAGUAAUUCCUGCCCCAGUAAUAGAAGACAUUGUUGCCACAGAGAUUCCAGAACUUGUAAUUGAAGAGGCAGCUGCCCCAGAAAUCCCUGCACCACCAGAGGAGGUUGCUGUGGCGGAAAUUCCUGUGCCAGCAGUUGAAGAGAUUGAUGCACACGAAAUCCCUGCACCAGUAAUCGAAGAGUUUGCUACAACAGAGAUUCCUUCACCUGUAAUUGAAGAAGCUCCAGCAUUAAAAGUCCCUGCACCUAUAAUAGAUGACAUUACUCCAAAAACGAUUCCUACAAAAGAAAUAGAGGAGGAUGCUGUGGUUGAAAUUCCUGCUCCAGUAAUAGAAGAGAUUGCCGCAACAGAGAAUCCUGCACCUAUAAUUGAAGAAGUUGCUGCUCUAGAAUUCCCUGUACCACCAGAGGCGUUCCCUAUGGCAGAAAUUCCUGCCCCGGUAAUAGAAGAGGUUGCUACUACACAAAUUCCUGCAGCAGAAACUACUUCACCAGCAGUAGAUGAGGUUGCUGUGACAGAAACUCCUGCACCAGCAACAGAGGAGGAUGCUGCUACAGAAAUUCCUGCGCCAGCAAUAGAGGAGGCUGCUGUCACAGAAACUCCUGCGCCAACAAUAAAAAAAGUUGCUGUUACAGAACCUCCUCCGACAGCAAGAGAGGAAGUUGCUGCUACAGAGAUUCUUGCACCAGCAACAGAGGAGGCUGCUGUCACAGAAACUACCGCGCCAACAAUAGAAGAAGUUGCUGUGACAGAAAUUCCGGCGCCAGCAAUAGAUGAGGUUGCUGUGACAGAAAUUGCUGCGCUAGCAACAGAGGAGGUUGCUGUGACAGAAACUCCUGCCCCAGCGACAGAGGAGGUUGCUGCUACAGAAACUCCUGCAUCAUCAAUAGAGGAGGUUGCUGCUGCGAACAUUCCAGCACCACCAAUAGAGAACGUUGCUGCUACAGACAUUCCUGAGCCAGAAACAGAGGAGGUUGCUGCUACAGAAACUCCAGCACCAGCAACAGAGGAGGUUGCUGUGACAGAAAUUCCUGCGCCAGCAACAGAGGAGGUUGGUGUGGCAGAAACUCCAGCACCAUCAAUAGAAGAGGAUGCUGGGACAGAAACUCCAGCACCAGCAAUAGAAGAGGUUGCUGUGACAGAAAUUUUUGCGCCAGCAACAGAGGAAGUUGCUGCUACAGAUAUUCCUACACCAGCCAUAGAAGAGGUUGCUGUGACGGAAACUCCUGCGCCAGCAACAGAGGAUGUUGCUGUGACAGAAACUCCAGCACCAGUAAUAGAAGAGGUUGCUGUGACGGAAAAUCCCGCACCAGCAACAGAGGAGGUUGCUGUGACAGAAACUCCAGCACCAGCAACAGAGGAAGUUGCUGCUACAGAUAUUCCUACACCAGCAAUAGAAGAGGUUGCUGUGACGGAAACUCCUGCGCCAGCAACAGAGGAGGUUGCUGUGGCAGAAACUCCAGCACCAGCAAUAGAAGAGGUUGCUGUGAGAGAAACUCCAGCACCAGCAACAGAGGAAGUUGCUGCUACUGAUAUUCCUGCACCAGCAAUAGAGGAGGUUGCUGUGACAGAAAUUCCUGCGCCAGCAACAGAGGAGGUUGCUGUGACAGAAACACCUGCGCCAGCAACAGAGGAGGUUGCUGUGACAGAAACACUUGCGCCAGCAACAGAGGAGGUUGCUGUGGCAGAAACUCCAGCACCACCAAUAGAAGACGUUGCUGUGACAGAAACUCCAGCACCAGCAACAGAGGAAGUUGCUGCUACAGAUAUUCUUGCGCCAGCAAUAAAGGAGGUUGCUGUGACAGCAACUCCUGCGCCAGCAACAGAGGAGGUUGCUGUGACAGAAACACCUGCGCCAGCAACAGAGGAAGUUGCUGUGACGGAAACUCCUGCGCCAACAACAGAGGAGGUUGCUGUGACAGAAACUCCAGCACCAGUAAUAGAAGAGGUUGCUGUGACGGAAACUCCUGCACCAGCAACAGAGGAGGUUGCUGUGACAGAAACUCCAGCACAAGCAAUAGAAGAGGUUGCUGUGACAGAAUCUUCAGCACCAGCAAUAGAAGAGGUUGCUGUGACAGAAACUCCAGCACCAGCAACAGAGGAGGUUGCUGUGACAGCAAUUCCUGCGCCAGCAGCAGAGGAGGUUGAUGUGACAGAAACACCUGCGCCAGCAACAGAGGAGGUUGCUGUGACGGAAACUCCUGCGCCAGCAAUUGAGGAGGUUGCUGCUACAGAUAUUCUUGCACCAACAAUAGAAGAGGUUGCUGUGACAGAAACUCCUGCGCCAGCAAUAGAGGAGGUUGCUUCUACAGAUAUUCUUGCACCAACAAUAGAAGAGGUUGCUGUGACAGAAACUCCAGCACCAGCAACAGAGGAGGUUGCUGUGACAGAAACUUCCGCGCCAGCAAUUGAGGAGGUUGCUGUGACAGAAACUCCAGCACCAGCAACAGAGAAGGUUGCUGUGACAGAAAUUCCUGCGCCAGCAACAGAGGAAGUUGCUGUGACAGAAACUCCUGCGCCAGAAAUAGAGAAGGUUGCUGUGACAGAAACACCUGCGCCAGCAACAGAGGAGGUUUCUACUACAGAUAUUCUUGCGACAGCAAUAGAGGAGGUUGCUGUGACAGAAACUCCUGCGCCAGCAAUAGAGGAGGUUGCUGCUACAGAUAUUCUUGCACCAACAAUAGAAGAGGUUGCUGUGACAGAAACUCCUGCGACAGCAAUAGAGGAUGUUGCUGUGACAGAAAUUUCUGCGCCAGCAACAGAAGAGGUUGCUGCUACAGAUAUUCUUGCACCAACAAUAGAAGAGGUUGCUGUGACAGAAACUCCAUCACCAGCAACAGAGGAGGUUGCUGUGACAGAAAUUUUUGCGCCAGCAACAGAGGAGGUUGCUGUGACAGAAACUUCCGCGCCAGCAAUUGAGGAGGUUGCUGUGACAGAAACUCCAGCGCCAGCAACAGAGAAGGUUGCUGUGACAGAAAUUCCUGCGCCAGCAACAGAGGAAGUUGCUGUGACAGAAACUCCUGCGCCAGAAAUAGAGAAGGUUGCUGUGACAGAAAUUCCUGCGCCAGCAAUUGAGGAGGUUGCUGCUACAGAUAUUCUUGCACCAACAAUAGAAGAGGUUGCUGUGACAGAAACUCCUGCGACAGCAAUAGAGGAUGUUGCUGUGACAGAAAUUUCUGCGCCAGCAACAGAAGAGGUUGCUGCUACAGAUAUUCUUGCACCAACAAUAGAAGAGGUUGCUGUGACAGAAACUCCAUCACCAGCAACAGAGGAGGUUGCUGUGACAGAAAUUUUUGCGCCAGCAACAGAGGAGGUUGCUGUGACAGAAACUUCCGCGCCAGCAAUUGAGGAGGUUGCUGUGAAAGAAACUCCUGCGCCAGCAAUUGAGGAGGUUGCUGUGACAGAAACUCCAGCGCCAGCAACAGAGAAGGUUGCUGUGACAGAAAUUCCUGCGCCAGCAACAGAGGAAGUUGCUGUGACAGAAACUCCUGCGCCAGAAAUAGAGAAGGUUGCUGUGACAGAAAUUCCUGCGCCAGCAAUUGAGGAGGUUGCUGCUACAGAUAUUCCUACACCAGCAAUAGAGGAGGUUGCUGUGACAGAAAUUCCUGCGCCAGCAACAGAGGAAGUUGCUGUGACAGAAACUCCUGCGCCAGAAAUUGAGAAGGUUGCUGUGACAGAAACACCUGCGCCAGCAACAGAGGAGGUUUCUACUACAGAUAUUCUUGCGCCAGCAAUAGAGGAGGUUGCUGUGACAGAAAUUCCUGCGCCAGCAACAGAGGAAGUUGCUGUGACAGAAACUCCUGCGCCAGAAAUUGAGAAGGUUGCUGUGACAGAAACUCUCGCGCCAGUAACAGAAGAGGUUGCAGCAACGCAAACUACUUCACCAGCAAUAGAGGAGGUUGCUGUGACAAAGAUGCCUGCACCAGAAAUAAAAGAGGUUGCUGGAAUAGAAACUCCAGCACCAGCAAUAGUAGUUGCUAUGACUGAAACUUCUACGCCGGCAACAGAUAUGGUUGCUAUGACUGAAACUUCUACGCCGGCAACAGACAUGGUUGCUAUGACUGAAACUUCUACGCCUGCAACAGUGGAGAUUGCAGCAACGGAAAGUACUUCACCAGCAAUAGAGAUUCCUCUACCAGAAAUUCGAGCAUCAGCCAUAGAGGAGGUUUCUGUGACAGAAACUCCUACGUCAGCAACGCCGGAGGUUGCAGCAGCACAAACUACUUCACCAGCUAUAAAUAAAGUUGCUGUGACAGCAACUCCUGCGCCAGCAACAGAGGAGGUUGCCUCAGCGGAAGCUAUUUCACCAGCAAUAGAGAAGGUUGCUGCUGCAGAGAUUCCUGCACCACCAAUAGGGCAAGUUGCUGCUGCGCAAACUAGUUCACCGGCAAUAGAGGAGAUCUCUGCUACAGAGAUUCCUGCACCAACAGGUCAGGAGGUUGCUGCAUCAGAGAUCCCUGCGUCAGCAUAUGAGAAAACAAAUGUAGAUAAAAAUAUGCUUUCAACGAAGGCAAAUACAAAAAUGUGUUUUCCUCAGAACGUGAUAAUUGACUCACAUAUUGAAAAUGUGGGAGAAAUUGAUUUAGAAAUUCCGGCAGAGACGCAGGUUGAGAUGGAUCUUCUGCAAAUGACAGCAGAUACAAUGCAGAGUGAAUUGAAUCUAGGCUCAAUUGCGGAACGCGAAGUCAAAAAGUGGUACAAUGCUGUCGAAAUGCCCAACAAUCCCUAUGCCCCCGAGGCGCUCAAGCAACGCAUAAGCGGCACCCAGGAGCGCUUCAUGGACGUGCCCAACAUCAGUCCUAGUGUGGAGCAAAAGGCGUUGGCUCAGAUGACCACCGAAAUCGUGGAGCCUGCCAGUCGUGCCGAGGACUACAAGCGUUAUAGUCGGGACUAUUACAUCAACGAUGCGCCCAGCGAGAGCAGCAAAGCGCAGUCUUUGGCUGGCAGCGUCAGUGCUAGCGCCUGCAGCAUGGAGCCAACAACAGCGCCAACCGAUGAGGAUAUUGUCAUCAAUGAGGCUUCAAAUGCAAACAAAAAUGCAGCCGACGCGUCCUGUGUUUAUACAGCAAUGCCCGUCCAGGUGAUCGAUGAGGGCAAUGCAAGUCUGGAGACGCAAUCGAAUCCAUCGAUGCAAUCGCAGCACACGACCAGCGAUGACUCGGAUACGGUGCGUGUCUACGACUUCAAUAACCAGGAGACACGAGUCAUCAGCAAGUCGGAAACUGUGGGCGAACAGCCCAGCACAUCGAGCACAUUAUCUAUGGAGUCGGCUCUUAGUGCACCCUCCGCCUCCUCCUCCUCCAUAGAUGCGUCUCGCAAACGUGAAAGACCCGUCGUGCUUCAAUUUGGACCCGCUGAUGCGGUGCCCACAGUCUGUUCGUCACCCACAAUGACUCCGACACGCGGUUCCACGCCGCCAGCUUUUAGAUUUCUGCAACCGAAGCGACGCCUAAUCGAACCAAGCCAAGUUUUGUCCAUAGACGAAGAUGAAGUGCCUGAACCAAGCACGCCGGUGGAAAAACCGCCAAUCGAAGAUGAAGUGGCACAUGCGAUGCCCUCAGUGAAGGCGCUGGCUCAAGCCUUUCUGCUAACCAGCAAACGAACGCAGCCCGAACGACGCUGGCGAAAGACUGUGCGACUGAUUGCGCCACCCGAGACACCAGAGAAACCAUCCACGCCAGUGUCACGUAGGCAUAUGCUGCAACAUGCCGUCUCCAUGGCUGAGGUGGCCGAUGAAUCCACAAUUGCCUCCGAUUUGUCAUCACUCGAAACCGAUCCAUCCAUACAUUCGGAGAGCCAACCCAGUCCCAUUCCCGUUGCCGCACAGGCGAGUCCAGUGCCCGUGCGUCGUGGCUUCCUUAGGAGUAAUAUUGCUUUCUUUGAGAAUUUAAAGUUCAAGUGAAUAUGCCGCCAAGAUCCCUUUUUGAGAUGCGCGCGGCCCUUGGUUGCCUAUUCCACGCCCGGAAUAUGCACAACAAUGGGAGCAGAGCAUCAUGCACCUGGAUACCAAAUCAAUAUAUCAAUUCACAACCAAAUAAUCAUGUGCCAUGGCCAGACACACAUUCAAAAGUAUUCAGAUGAUGAUAAGAAGUACUUAAACAAUUGUCGCCCAGUGUGCGUUAUCUAAUGUUAAUUCUAGUUGAUACUUUACUAAUUAAUUAACUAUCCAUGGAUACUAUUUAUUACAUAUUUUAUCUAUUUAUAAGAAAUGUUCUUAGCUUUAAGCUAUGCAAACAUCAUUUGAAUUUGUUAUUUAUCGGACCUGUACCUCGAUAUAAACAUAAAAUUGUCGAUGUAUCAUCAUUUACAUAUUACAUUAAAAUUACAG
Molecule: messenger RNA, 10195 nt
Organism: Drosophila albomicans
Lineage: Eukaryota; Metazoa; Arthropoda; Insecta; Diptera; Drosophilidae
Gene: M7BP
Product: titin homolog
Exons: 37
Coding region: 779-9769 (2996 amino acids)
Source: RefSeq, a predicted model, not a curated record